Molecule: messenger RNA, 1161 nt
Organism: Penicillium soppii
Lineage: Eukaryota; Fungi; Ascomycota; Eurotiomycetes; Eurotiales; Aspergillaceae
Product: putative nuclear pore protein (SEH1)
Exons: 3
Coding region: 1-1161 (386 amino acids)
Biological process (GO): cellular response to amino acid starvation; positive regulation of TORC1 signaling
Cellular component (GO): nuclear pore outer ring; Seh1-associated complex
Molecular function (GO): protein binding; structural molecule activity
Source: RefSeq, a predicted model, not a curated record
AUGGGGACAGUGGAGCGCCCGGAGAUGACGGCUGGAUUUGCCGACUUCGAUGCUGGCCAUCGGGAUCUGGUUACCGUUACCAAGUUUAACUUCUAUGGCAACCGUAUUGUCACGGCCUCUUCAGACCACCGGAUGAAAGUGUGGGAUCUCAAGGAUGGUCAAUGGCAAUUGAUAGACACAUGGCGUGCCCAUGAUGCCGAGAUUCGCGAUGCAACAUGGAAUGGUCCUUUUACAGGGCAGCAUAUUGGUAGUGUUGGAGAAGACAUGAAAUUAAAAAUAUGGCAAGAAGAUGUGACCCAGCCCCCAAAUUCGGGACGGCGUUUCAGGUCGAUCUUUCGUAUGACCGCGCCGCAAAGACAUCCAUUUGUCUCACUUGACUUUCGCAACAUUGACCUGGAAUCCUGGCUGGCUGUAAUUACCCGGGAUGGCUACCUCAUGAUUAUGGAGCCUGUCAGUCCUGAUAGUCUUGCAGACUGGCAGGCUGUCGACCAGUUCCGAGUGUGUACGGCGCCCGAACGUGGAGAGGAAACAAGCUUCAAGGUUCAGUUUCAUCAUGAUCCUACCGAUAUCACCCAUACUGUCUUGCCAGACACCGAUCGGAAGAGUUUAUCGUUGAUCGUGGCUGCUAUGGACACCGUCAAGAUCUAUCGCACAGAUGCAAACCGACGAUUCUAUCACGCAAUCGAACUUAAUGGACACAGCGGCCUUGUGAGAGAUAUUUCUUGGGCCAAUGGUUCUGUGCGCGGGUACGAUCUUAUCGCGAGUGGUGGCAAAGAUGGCUUAGUGCGUAUUUUCGAGGUGUAUACGUUCCCAGCUGGUCAAGCAUUGCACAACACCAAUGGUCGAAAGACUGAUCGUCGGGCUCAAUCACAAUCACCGUCAUCCCGGGCCAUUUCACAGUCUGGGAUUGGCUCUGCAUUGGCCAGCCGUGUACCCGAGCCAACAAUAGAUCGUCAGGCAAGCGGUGAUUCGCAGUUCCGACAUUCAUUUAAACAAGUUGCCUGCAUCGACACGAAACACCUUGAUGUUUGGCAGGUUCAAUUCUCAUUCUCUGGUGACUCUUUAAUUUCCUCCGGGGAUGAUGGGACGGUCCGGUUUUGGAAACGUUCACUGUCUGGAGAAUGGCUCGAAUUUGCCGAAACCGACAUGGUAUCUCAGUGA